Messenger RNA from Megalobrama amblycephala (Wuchang bream), 1847 nucleotides. RefSeq names its product zinc-alpha-2-glycoprotein-like. Lineage: Eukaryota; Metazoa; Chordata; Actinopteri; Cypriniformes; Xenocyprididae. Gene Ontology annotation, biological process: immune response. The record is from RefSeq and is a predicted model, not a curated record. Gene Ontology annotation, cellular component: external side of plasma membrane. The transcript has 7 exons. The coding region runs from base 63 to 1289 and encodes 408 amino acids.
CUGCGUUCGGGCGUGAGGGAACGAUGUAAACACCAAUAAAAUUCACUCAUGGCUUUUCAAUCAUGGACACACGUGUCGCGACAAUAUUUGCUAUACUUUGUGUUUUUCUUCUUUAUAGGACUUCGCCUUCGAUUCAAGCAGAGAAACACUCAUUGUGUUACAUUUACACUGGUUUGUCCAAAUCUGUGGAUCGGCCGGGCAUCUAUAAAUUCACUGCUAUGGGUCUGCUAGAUGACAGACAGAUCGACUAUUAUGAUAGUGAAGAAAAGAGAAAGAUUCCAAAACAACACUGGAUGAGAGAGAAACUGCCAGAGGAUUACUGGGAAAAAGGCACCCAGUCUAGAAGGAAUAAGGAACAGUGGAUUAAUGACAAUAUCCACAUUCUGAUGUACCGAAUGAGACACAAUACAUCAGAUCUUCAUGUUCUUCAGUGGAGACACGGUUGUGAAAUUGAACAGCAGGUAAAAGAAACAAAAAGCAUUGAUGAGUAUGGCUAUGAUGGAGAAAACUUUCUGUCUUUUGAUGAUAAAGAGUCUCAAUGGGUCACUCCAGUUGAAGCAGCUCUACCAACCAAGAGAAAAUGGGACAAUUUGCCGAUCUUAGACCAACACACGACAAAGUACCUGAAUGAAGAGUGUGUGGACUGGCUUAACAAAUUCAUAAAAUAUGCAUAUGAUGAGUUCAGAAAAGCCUCUCCUCCAGGUGUUCAUGUGUUUGCAAGGAAAUCCAAAAAUGAAACCAAGCUGAAACUUACCUGUCUGGCCACCGGCUUCUACCCCAGAGAUGUGACAUUAACCAUUAGGAAAUAUCGUGAACCUCUGCCUGAAAAUGAGAUUAAAUCCACAGGAGUUCGUCCAAACCAUGAUGAAACCCUCCAGAUAAGAAAGAGUGCAGACAUCAGUAAGGAUGACAAAGCAGAAUAUGAUUGUUUUUCUGCUCACAGAACCCUCAAAGAACCAAUUAUCAUCAAAUGGGAUGGACAAUACCAGGACUGGUCACCAGAGAUUGUCACACUCACAGUUGUGAUUCCACCAGUGAUUGCAGGUUCCCUUCUGGUAUUUGUUGUGGUUUACAUAAAAAGAAAAGGAAUUAUUGUUUCUCCUACAGGACAAUACACUGGUAGUGAAACAUCAGACAGCAGGGCCAGAAGCUCACAGGAGCACACUUCCCAAGAGGAUGAGGACAAUAAUGAAGGACUGAUAGCUGUGGAUUUACUAAAAAAGAUGGGCCAUAACCCUAAAGACAACAGCCGUUUAACAGCUAAUGCUUUAAACGACAGUCCAUACUAAGAAGACAAUGUAAAUUGAAUAUUCUUUUUUUAAAGGGUGACUAUGCCUUAAUUUUUCUGUUAAACUGGUGUCAUUUGUUCAGAGUGAAGUGUUCAUGAAUGUAAUGAAAAUAUUUUGUAUGUUUGCUGCAUGUUUAUUUUGUAAUGUAUUUUUAUUUUUGUUUUUUUUAUUGAUUUAUAUUUUUACCUUUUGUGUUAUUGGUGUUUUUAGUCAUUUUGUUGUAAAGCACAUUGGUCAGCUCUGGUUGUAGUAAAUACCCAGAUACCAUGUUUUGAUCCAAACCAUCAUUUUGGUUGAGAUUGACAUUUCAGUGUUUAAUGUAUGUUGGAUCAACAUUGGAAUUUUGAUGAAAGCCAACAGCACACAUGGGUGGAGACAGUGACAUUGAGCUAACAGUGAUUUGUAGUGGAUGAGCACAAGAUCCUGCAGGAAUGUAGCUGCAGUGUAAUUAUUGAUAUCAAAAAUUCACAUUUUUACUAGUUUGAAUUGUAUUUCUGAUAUGUAUAAUUGGAAUUUCAACUAGUAAGUAAUCAAUACUUAUUUCUUCAACAAUUGAAU